AUGGACCGGCAAUGGAUGUACAAUGCUGACCGACGUUCGAAAGAAUUCAUUGAUGGCCUGCAUUAUUUUUUGUCUGUGGCUGAGGCAAACAAGCAGAAUGGUUUUAUGUGCUGCCCGUGUGUUCAUUGCAACAAUAACAAGGAUUACUCAUCUUCAAGAACCAUACACAGCCACAUUUUCGCAAAUGGUUUCAUGAAAAAGUAUGUUUGUUGGACGAAGCACGGAGAACAGGGGGUUACCAUGGAAGACAAUGAAGAAGAAGAUUUUGACGACCACUUUCCCGGGAAUGCUGGAAUCGGUGCAUUCGAUGACAAUAUUCCCAUGGAAGAGCCCGAAGUAGAUGUAGCAGAAAAUGAUCCCAGCGACGAUCUGGGGCAAGCAUUGCACAAUGUGCAGGUAGACUGUGAGAGUGAAACGGAGAGGUUGAAGUUCCAGAAGUUGUUAGAGGACCACCAUAAGUUGUUGUACCCAGAUUGUCAAAAUGGAUUUAAGAAACUUGGCACCACCUUGGAGUUGCUGCAAUGGAAGGCGACAAAUGGUGUAUCCGACAAGGGAUUUGGUGAAUUACUCAAACUUGUUAAAAAAAUGCUUCCUAAGGACAAUGAAUUGCCUGCCACAACGUAUGAAGCCAAACAACUUGUUUGCCCUUUGGGACUGGAAGUACAAAAGAUACAUGCAUGCCCCAACGACUGCAUCCUCUACCGAGGCGAGUACGAGAAUUUGGAUGCAUGUCCCGUAUGCAGUGCAUUGCGUUACAAGAUUAGAAAAGAUGAUCCUGGAGAUGUCGAGGGGGAGCCUCCCCGGAAGAGAGUUCCUGCGAAGGUCAUGUGGUAUUUGCCUAUAAUACCACGUUUGAAGCGUCUGUUUAGAAAUAAAGAUAAUGCUAAGUUGAUGCGAUGGCACAAAGAGGAACGCAAGAAAGACUCGAUGUUGAGACACCCCGCUGAUGGGUCGCAGUGGAGAAAAAUAGAUAGAACGUACCCUAAAUUUGAUUUGGAUGCGAGAAACAUAAGGUUCGGUUUGAGUACGGAUAAGGUUGUAUACAUGGGUCAUCGUCGGUUUCUUCCCAUCAGGCAUGCGGUACGAAAGAAGGGCAAGCAUUUCAAAGGCCAAGCGGACCACCGAACAAAACCGAUGCACCGUAGUGGUAAAGACGUCUUCAACAUGGUAAAAGAUCUAGAAGUUGUUUUUGGAAAGGGAUCUGGUAGCCAACCUGUUCCGAACGAAAACGGAAUGGCGCCCAUGUGGAAGAAGAAAUCUAUAUUUUGGGAGCUACCAUAUUGGGAAGUCUUAGAUGUUCGUCAUGCAAUUGAUGUGAUGCACCUCACGAAGAAUUUUUGCGUCAACCUGAUAGCAUUCUUGGGAGUGUAUGGAAAGACAAAAGAUACAGUAGAAGCACGUCAAGAAUUGCAACGUAUGGAAGAACGAGAUGCCUUACAUCCA
This is a messenger RNA of Panicum virgatum (switchgrass), 1443 nucleotides long. RefSeq lists its product as uncharacterized. The annotation marks the transcript as partial. Lineage: Eukaryota; Viridiplantae; Streptophyta; Magnoliopsida; Poales; Poaceae. The transcript is spliced from 2 exons. The record is from RefSeq and is a predicted model, not a curated record.